Messenger RNA from Seriola aureovittata, 1023 nucleotides. It is a transcript of the gene gpx1a, whose product is annotated as glutathione peroxidase 1a. Lineage: Eukaryota; Metazoa; Chordata; Actinopteri; Carangiformes; Carangidae. The record is from RefSeq and is a predicted model, not a curated record. Gene Ontology annotation, molecular function: glutathione peroxidase activity. Gene Ontology annotation, biological process: hydrogen peroxide catabolic process; response to selenium ion; glutathione metabolic process. Gene Ontology annotation, cellular component: mitochondrion; cytosol. The transcript is spliced from 2 exons.
ACAUCGGACCGCCUGAAUAAAAAUUAACUGACUCACUGAAGUCUAACGUCUUUGAUCAAUUCAUCCGGAACUCAGGAGUAUGGCUGCGAAUGUGAAAAGGUUUUAUGAUCUGACAGCUAAACUGCUGUCUGGAGAAGUCUUCAGCUUCGCUGCACUGAAGGGGAAAGUUGUUCUCAUUGAGAAUGUGGCGUCUCUUUGAGGAACAACAACCAGGGAUUACACUCAGAUGAACGACCUCCACUCUCGUUAUUCCGAUAAGGGACUCGUUAUUCUGGGUGUACCCUGCAAUCAGUUUGGUCAUCAGGAGAACUGCAAGAAUGAUGAAAUCCUAAGAUCUCUGAAGUAUGUCCGUCCAGGGAAUGGUUUUGAACCAAAGUUCCAGCUCCUUGAGAAGGUGGAUGUGAAUGGAAAGGAUGCACACCCCUUGUUUGUCUAUUUGAAGGAAAAGCUGCCAUUUCCCAGUGAUGAUACCAUGGCUCUCAUAACUGAUCCAAAGUGCAUCAUUUGGAGUCCAGUGUGUAGGAACGAUGUCUCCUGGAACUUUGAGAAGUUCCUGGUUAGUCCUGAUGGAGAGCCCUACAAGCGCUACAGCAGAAGUUUCCUCACCAAAGAUAUUGAGGCAGAUAUUCAAGAGCUACUCAAGAGAGUCAAGUAAAGUGUGCUAUGACACACCCUGGGUGGCUGUAAAGAAUAUCAGUUAUGUACAGCCUGGCUAAAAAGAGUAAUCAGUGACACACAUCUGUUUUGGGUUUUAUCGAGUUUUACACUUUGACAGUUUAAAUUAGCUAGAGCACUACUAAGUAGGCGUUGUGAUAUUGAAGUACACUAUAGUUGUUCAGCCUGUUUACUGAAUGAAGACAUUCCUUAAAACCUUUUUGUGAGGGGAGUUUCUGAUGAACAUGUAAAAGACUUACUCAGCCACUGUGUAUGACUCAUAUCACAACAGAAGAAUUAAACAUUUCAUGUCAAAGAAAGUGCAGUGAUUUCUGUUCAAUGCAUACAAAUACAUCCCUUAAAACAGUC